UACGUUUAUGAAAUAUCGUUAAUAAAAAAUCAUAAAACUAAUAUUACGAGGGCAGUCGUCGAAAUUUUUAGCAGACCCGCUAACAUUCACUAGACUGGCAAGUCUUCGAUAGUACCUCGUCGAUGAUCGUGGAAGCAACAGGAAGCGACCGCGAACGGUCCCAUUCAGUGAUCACUUUGCUCGAAACACCGCCGUGCGUUUUGGCGCCAAAUCAUUUGUGCGGCCGGGAUUGAUGUGAAAGGCCUCGAACGGCUGAUCCGAUCGUGCACAUCGACGUCAGGUCAGGUCCUUGCGCCGACUGCUCCGAGCCGAGGGAAACGGAGGAGUCUCAACGGUCCGCAUAUCCGUUCCCCCGUUGAUUUCUCACAGGGAAAUGGAGGACUCGACGACGGCACGUCUGAAGAAGCUGGUGGCGGACAGUAAUGAGGCUCUGGAGCUCAGAUUAAUCCGCAACCUCGACGACCUGCGCUCGGAGGAGGCCGUCUUCAAACCGGAGAUGACUUAUCAGGUGUUCGGAGAUAGGGAAAUAAUAUUUGGUUAUCUGGAUCUGAAAAUACAGCUGUUCUACGCGGCGGGCUGCUUGGAAACGUAUCUGGGAAUGACAUACACCGAGAAAAUAAACGCCAAGCUCGAGGGAGUCGAAGCCGACGAGGUAUUAACGAAGAUCGUCCCAAAGCUCGCCCCCGACGUUCACUGUAACCUAUCCACUUUCACCAAGGCGCUCGCCAAGGACGAUACGUUCAUACCGUACGGCGAAUUGAUACAAAAAUUCUCAAUAGACGACGAAGGCACCACGAGGCAAUUUGUGGUCUACAAGGCAGAUAUGGGCUACAAAGGAUUCAGGGAGUACCACCAAAGGAUUCAGACAUUCCUUCUUUGGUACAUAGACGCGGCGCUCUUCAUUGAUAUUGACGACGAGCAAUGGCAGUAUUUUAAUUUAUUCGAAAAAUAUACCACGCCCACGGGUGCCACUCGAUACGCGACGAUUGGUUUCGCCACCGUGUAUCGGUACUACGCUUAUCCGCAGCACAUUCGGCCGCGCAUCGCUCAGUUCUUAAUCUUACCGCCAUUUCGAAGGAUAGGUCUUGGCAAACAUUUCCUGCAAGUGAUUUAUCGCGAGUACAUUGGAAGGAACGAAGUUAAGGAUAUAACAGUGGAAAGUCCGUCCGAGGUGUUCCAACGACUGCGAAACUACGUGGACGCCUUGAAUUGCAGCGCAUUGCCCAGUUUCGCGCCUGAGCGUUUAAAGCAGGGUUUCGACAAUGAGAUGAUCGCCGACGCUAGGGAUACGUUAAAGAUAAACAAGAAACAGGCCCGCGUAGUGUAUGAAAUUCUACGAUUGCAGGCGACGAAUGUCGCGAACCCGGAGGAAUAUCGGGCAUACAGAAUAGACGUGAAGAAAAGACUGAACAUACCGUUUAAGAGGAAGCAGAAUGAGGAGCUGAAAAUUGAGCGCGCGCUAAAGAAUUCCGCGGACAAGAGCACGUAUACGAAUUGCAACGGUCUACCAUCCGACGAGCAGCGCAAAGAGAUACUGGAGAAGGAAUACCGGCUCCUGGAGGAGGAAUACAAGAUGGUGAUCAAGCGGCUGGAGUACGCUUCCGAGCUGUGAAAUGGAAGUUUUACGAAAUUGAAUACGGCAUUGAUUAAUUGAGAAAUUUUUAAGCUGUGAAAACAAAACAAAAAUAUAUAUCAAUAAUUUCCAACGUUUUAUAUCUGUGUACAGACAUCUUUUUUUUUUCAUUAAAUUUAUCUUGCUUUUCUA
Molecule: messenger RNA, 1765 nt
Organism: Wasmannia auropunctata (little fire ant)
Lineage: Eukaryota; Metazoa; Arthropoda; Insecta; Hymenoptera; Formicidae
Gene: Hat1
Product: histone acetyltransferase type B catalytic subunit
Exons: 7
Coding region: 374-1612 (412 amino acids)
Biological process (GO): subtelomeric heterochromatin formation
Cellular component (GO): nucleus
Molecular function (GO): histone binding; histone H4 acetyltransferase activity
Source: RefSeq, a predicted model, not a curated record